Molecule: messenger RNA, 730 nt
Organism: Branchiostoma belcheri (Belcher's lancelet)
Lineage: Eukaryota; Metazoa; Chordata; Leptocardii; Amphioxiformes; Branchiostomatidae
Product: ATP-dependent DNA helicase RecQ-like
Exons: 4
Coding region: 252-689 (145 amino acids)
Biological process (GO): double-strand break repair via homologous recombination; telomere maintenance
Cellular component (GO): cytoplasm; nucleus; nucleoplasm
Molecular function (GO): ATP binding; four-way junction helicase activity; nucleic acid binding
Source: RefSeq, a predicted model, not a curated record
UUUUUUUGUCGCCCCCCACCCAACCUCUGCCCCGAGUCGCAACCUGAAAGGCUAUUAACAGCUAUUUGUUACCCUAUCAAACCUCACUUAACAAGUAGUGGCGACUUCACUUGGCGCGUAGGUGUGAAUUACGCCCUCCCGGCCAGGGAAACCAAAAUUCCAACUUCCGGCUGGCGACACGGCCUGGCGAUUUUCCGUUACUCGCCUGUUUCCGCUCAACUCAGUUUGAAUGUCUAACGGACGGGACCGACAUGGAAGACAGAGUCAAGCGUGUUUUCAAAGACGUCUGGGGGUUUGAGGUCCGUCCCGACCAGCUGAAAGCCGUUUUGGCGGCCUUAGAGGGCAAGGAUGUUUUCGUUGGGAUGGCGACAGGGAAGGGGAAGUCCCUCUGUUUUCAGAGCAUCCCCCUUUGCCUAACAGAACCCAAACUUGUUGUGGUUGUUUCGCCGCUUCGUGCCCUCGUCAGCGAUCAGAUCCACCGUUUCCAGACAGUCACAGGAUAUAAGGGGAUCCACCUGAAAAGCGCGGCGGACAUCAGAAGCUUCAGGGAAAUCCCCGACAAGGACGUUCGUCUGGUUUUCAUGGCUCCUGAGGAAAUGACCUCAUCUGAGGGGAGAAGUCUUCUGGACAAGCCUCCACUCCCAAUUGCACUGGUGGCUGUUGACGAGGCUCACUGUAUUCCAGAGUGACUUCAGGACUGCCUUCAAAAACAUUGGAUCGCUGCGGGCUG